This is a messenger RNA of Danaus chrysippus (African queen), 1464 nucleotides long. The record is from the annotation of a GenBank genome assembly. NCBI's taxonomy places the organism in Eukaryota, Metazoa, Arthropoda, Insecta, Lepidoptera, Nymphalidae.
CUGCACCCGUGGACCGAAGUCAGGACGCUGUGUGACUGCACCCGUGUGACGAGGUCGGAUGCUGUGAGACUGCACCGGUGUGCCGAAGUCAGGACGGUGUGUGACUGCAGCCGCAGGGUCACUCUCCAGCCCGCAGACUGGCCGGGUCACUCUCCAGCCCGCAGACUGGCCGGGUCACUAUCCAGCCCGCAGACUGGCCGGGUCACUCUCCAGCCCGCAGACUGGCCGGGUCACUCUCCAGCCCGCAGACAGGCCGGGUCACUCUCCAGCCCGCAGACAGGCCGGGUCACUCUCCAGCCCGCAGACAGGCCGGGUCACUCUCCAGCCCGCAGACAGGCCGGGUCACUCUCCAGCCCGCAGACUGGCCGGGUCACUCUCCAGCCCGCAGACUGGCCGGGUCACUCUCCAGCCCGCAGACAGGCCGGGUCACUCUCCAGCCCGCAGACAGGCCGGGUCACUCUCCAGCCCGCAGACAGGCCGGGUCACUCUCCAGCCCGCAGACAGGCCGGGUCACUCUCCAGCCCGCAGACAGGCCGGGUCACUCUCCAGCCCGCAGACAGGCCGGGUCACUCACCAGCCCGCAGACAGGCCGGGUCACUCACCAGCCCGCAGACAGGCCGGGUCACUCACCAGCCCGCAGACAGGCCGGGUCACUCUCCAGCCCGCAGACAGGCUGGCUCCCUCACCGAUCCGCAGACAGGCUGGCUCCCUCACCGAUCCGCAGACAGGCUGGGUCAUUCGCCAACCUUCAGAAAGGCCGGGUGGCUCGCAGGGCCACAGAUAAGCCGGGUCACUCGUCAGAGCUCGAAGAGAGGUCGGCUCGGUCACCAGCUCGAAGACAGGCCGGGUCGCUCACCAGCUCGAACACAGGCCGGGUCGCUCGCCAGCUCGAACACAGGCCGGCUCGCUCGCCAGCUCGAACACAGGCCGGCUCGCUCGCCAGCUCGAACACAGGCCGGCUCGCUCGCCAGCUCGAACACAGGCCGGGUCGCUAGCCAGCUCGAAGACAGGCCGGCUCGCUCACCAGCUCGAAGACAGGCCGGCUCGCUCGCCAGCUCGAAGACAGGCCGGCUCGCUCGCCAGCUCGAAGACAGGGCGGGUGGCUCGCCAGCUCGAAGACAGGCCGGGUGGCUCGCCAGCUCGAACACAGGCCGGGUCGCUCACCAGCUCGAAGAAAGGCCGGGUGGCUCGCCAGCUCGAACACAGGCCGGGUCGCUCACCAGCUCGAACACAGGCCGGGUCGCUCACCAGCUCGAACACAGGCCGGGUCGCUCACCAGCUCGAACACAGGCCGGGCCGCUCACCAGCUCGAACACAGGCCGGGUGGCUCGCAGGCUCACAGAUAAGCCGGGUCACUCGCCAGAGCUCGAAGACAGGCCGGGUCACUCGCCAGAGCUCGAAGAUAGGCCGGCUCGCUCGCCAGCUCGAAGACAGGCCUCGGUUCUCUCGCAAGCCCGCCGAUAG